Cajanus cajan (pigeon pea) is the source of this 3186-nucleotide messenger RNA. It is a transcript of the gene CHR24, whose product is annotated as chromatin remodeling 24. NCBI's taxonomy places the organism in Eukaryota, Viridiplantae, Streptophyta, Magnoliopsida, Fabales, Fabaceae. Gene Ontology annotation, molecular function: DNA translocase activity; ATP binding. The record is from RefSeq and is a predicted model, not a curated record.
AAUAGGAAAGCAAGCGGGAAGCGCAGGAGUGAGGGAAUAAAAGCGUGAUUUGGCAUUGGCUUGAGAAGAGAAGAAAAAUGGCGAACAAGACGAAGAAAGCAAUGAGCCUCAACGAUAGUCACUAUCGCUUCCUCCAAGAUCACUCUGCUCCUCCCAAGCCCUCUUUCGAUGAAUCCUCCACCACAAACCAACAACACCAAAACAUCCCUCACUUUUCCAUAAUCACCGAUUUUGAUUCUCCAAUCGGGUUCAACACGGACGAACCAAACAAGGAACAACAACAAGCUUCAUCCAACGAUGUUCCCCAUCUUUAUGUUCAAUCUUCCGCUACUCCUAGGCAAAAUUCGGAUGAGAAACACGAACCGAUCAAGCUUCAAGAACAACAAGAAGCUCCACCUCACGUGGCUAUUUCUUACCCUAAGGAAGAAAAGAAGACGAAGGUGAAAGUGCAGGGGCGACGCCGCCUCUGCAAGGUUGUGCAUGAAGAUGCCAGCAAAAGUGUGGCAGUUGAUGAGUCCAAGUUUGAUGAACUCAUCGACCUUGAUUCGCCGGUUCCGGGCCCGAGGAACACAAUCCAGAUUGAGGAGAGUGGGGGCAAGAACGAAAUUAGGGAUAUUUUGAAUGAAUUGAACUCCAAGUUUGAGUUGUUAUCGGUUGAGAGGAAGCCGGCUCCGAAGCGUGUUGAGGGUUUGGUUGGAGGGAAAGAAAGUUGUGAUGACGAGGGUUUAGAGUAUGGGAGUGCAGGGUCUUCGUUCUCUCAACCACAGGAGAGCUUGUCAGAGGGUGCUAAGAAUGAUGGGAGUGGCGGUAUUGAGUAUGAUUCAGAUGACUCUGUUCAAGAGGUGGAUCAUUUUGAGCCUGAGAAUGAUGGGUCUAUAACUUUGACUGGCCCCAGAUCGACUUACAAGUUGCAGGCUAAAAUUGCAAAAAUGUUGUAUCCGCAUCAGCGGGAGGGAUUGAAGUGGCUCUGGUCUUUGCAUUGUCUGGGAAAAGGUGGAAUCUUGGGGGAUGACAUGGGUUUGGGGAAAACAAUGCAGAUGUGUGGCUUUCUAGCUGGACUCUUUCAUUCUCGUUUAAUUAGAAGGGUAUUGGUUGUAGCACCGAAAACCUUAUUGCCACAUUGGAUUAAAGAAUUGGCAGCUGUUGGUCUAUCCGAGAAGACAAGAGAAUAUUUUGGAACUUCUACGAAACUCAGAGAAUAUGAACUUCAGUACAUACUUCAGGACAAAGGAGUUCUUCUCACAACAUAUGAUAUUGUCCGCAACAAUUCUAAGUCCUUACGGGGGGAUAAUUAUUUUGAUGACGAUGAAAGUGAAGAUGGCACUACAUGGGACUACAUGAUACUUGAUGAAGGGCACCUUAUAAAGAACCCAAGCACACAAAGGGCUAAAAGUUUGCUUGAAAUACCAAGUGCUCAUCGCAUUAUCAUUAGUGGCACGCCUUUGCAAAAUAAUUUGAAGGAGUUGUGGGCAUUGUUCAAUUUCUGUUGCCCAGAGUUACUUGGUGACAACAAAUGGUUCAAAGAAAAAUUUGAGACACCCAUACUUCGUGGAAAUGACAAAAAUGCUUCUGACAGGGAGAAGCGUAUUGGUUCAUCUGUAGCAAAGGAACUAAGAGAUCGUAUUCAGCCUUACUUUUUGAGACGUUUGAAGAGUGAGGUUUUCAGUCAAGAUGACGAGCAAACAUCUGCAAAGCUUUCUCAGAAACAAGAGAUCAUUGUGUGGCUUCGACUGACCAGUGUUCAGCGGCAUCUUUAUGAAGCAUUUUUAAAGAGUGAGAUUGUUCUCUCAGCAUUUGAUGGCUCACCGCUGGCUGCCCUUACUAUUUUGAAGAAAAUAUGUGAUCAUCCGCUUCUGUUGACAAAGCGAGCAGCUGAGGAUGUGUUGGAAGGCAUGGAGUCAAUGCUAAAGCCAGAAGAGGCUAAUGUUGCAGAAAAAUUGGCAAUGCACAUAGCAGAUGUUGCAGACACAGAUAAGUUUAAAGAUGAGCAAGAUGUGUCAUGCAAAAUUUCCUUCAUUAUGUCAUUAUUGGAUAAGUUGAUCCCAGAAGGGCAUAGUGUGCUUAUAUUUUCUCAGACUCGCAAGAUGCUUAAUCUUAUUCAGGAAUGUCUACUAUAUAAAGGUUAUGACUUUUUACGAAUUGAUGGCACAACAAAAGCCAGUGACAGACUACAAAUUGUUAAUGAUUUCCAAGAAGGUGUUGGAGCUCCUAUAUUUCUCUUGACAUCUCAGGUUGGUGGUUUAGGAUUAACACUUACAAGAGCAGAUCGUGUGAUUGUAGUUGAUCCUGCUUGGAACCCAAGUACGGAUAAUCAAAGCGUUGACCGUGCAUAUCGAAUUGGUCAAAUGAAAGAUGUUAUUGUAUAUAGAUUGAUGACAUGUGGAACUGUUGAAGAAAAGAUCUACAGGAAGCAGGUAUAUAAGGGAGGAUUAUUCAAAACUGCUACUGAACAUAAAGAACAAAUUCGGUACUUUAGCCAGCAGGAUCUUAGGGAGCUUUUCAGCCUUCCAAAAGAAGGAUUUGAUGUAUCUGUUACUCAAAGGCAAUUGAAUGAGGAGCACGAUCGUCAAUACACAGUUGAUGACUCUUUCAAAGCACAUAUAGAGUUUUUGAAAAGUAAAGGCAUAGCUGGAGUUAGUCACCACAGUUUACUCUUUUCCAAGACAGCGCCAGUUCGAGCUGAUCCUGAGGAUAGGAAUCAUGGAACUAAAUAUAUUGGAACUUCAAGAUCAUCUUCAAAUGAGCAUAUUGCUGAUGGGACCGAGUUUGCAUUUAAUCCUAAGGAUGUUAGGACCAACAAAAAGAGUUAUUCUCCUAGCAGUGCUGGUAAAUUGACUGAGUCAGAAAUCAAGGAUAAAAUUAAUCGCUUCUCUCAAACACUGUCAAAUACGGCGCUGAUUUCUAGAUUACCUGACAAGGGAGAGAAACUACAGAAACGGCUUGUGGAGCUGAAUUUAGAGCUCGCUGAACUCGAGAGGGGAGAAACAAAUGUAGUUGAUUUGGAUGAUUUUACCACUGAAUUUCAACGGGUGUUAAAUGUAUAGCUUAUCCAUAAAAUUGUUACAACUGGUAUUCCCUUGGGUCGUUUGCUCAAAUACAAAAUGAUUUUGUUGGAAUCUACUUGUUGAAAGAAAAGAAAAAUAGAAAUGAUCGUUUCUUAAGGAAUCGAUACUACGAAACGUAUUU